This is a messenger RNA of Cavia porcellus (domestic guinea pig), 1407 nucleotides long. RefSeq names its product family with sequence similarity 89 member A (gene Fam89a). The transcript is spliced from 2 exons. Lineage: Eukaryota; Metazoa; Chordata; Mammalia; Rodentia; Caviidae. The record is from RefSeq and is a predicted model, not a curated record. Bases 87 to 611 code for a protein of 174 amino acids.
GUCCCCGGGGGCGGGGCGAGAAGCGGACCUGGACGGUGGCAGGCGGGCAGGCGGGCAGGCGGGCUGCUGGUGUCCUCCGCCGCGCGAUGAGCGGGCUCGGGGCGCGCGGUCUGCGGGUGGACGGGCUGCCGCCGCUGCCCAAGAGCCUGAGCGGGCUGCUGCACUCGGCGGCAGGCGGCGCGGCGGGCGGCUGGCGGCACCUGGAGCGACUCUACGCGCAGAAGUCGCGCAUCCAGGAGGAGUUGAACCGCGGGGGCGCGGCCGGCGGCGGUUCGCGGACAGGAGGGCCGCGCGCCAAGCCCCCCAACCUGGACGCCGCCCUGGCGCUGCUGCGCAAGGAGAUGGUUGGCCUCCGCCAGCUGGAUAUGUCCUUGCUCUGUCAGCUUUAUAGCCUCUAUGAGUCCAUCCAGGAGUACAAGGGGGCAUGCCAGGCUGCUUCCAGCCCUGACUGCCCUUAUGCACUGGAGAACGGUUUCUUUGAUGAAGAGGAGGAAGAGGACUUCCGGGAGCAAGCCUCCCUCCAUGAAGGCAGGACCCGAGGCCCUCCUGGAGACUUCUUGCUGCCUGUCUCUCCCCUCUCCAGCAGCGACUGGAUUCUGGAAUCUAUCUAGGGCCUUGGAGCAGUUGUGGGGGUGGGUUUAAACUGGAUCCUGUUAGCAUCAGCUUCAUCUCCUGCAAGAAAGUGUUCUUCCCUCGAAGUGGACAGUCAAUGGCACCCGAGAUGCAUACCACCAGUUUAUUUUGUGGGUAGGGAGUUUGUUGACACACCAUGGCAGUCUGCUAGUGUCUAAUUGGGUUACAGAAAGAUACUGAGAAUGUCCUUGGCUUGCUUGUGUGAGGCACACUACUGGGGAUUCACAGCAAGACUGUAACAAGGGGUGCGGUAGGAGGCUAAGCUACAGCCCCCUUGAGGUGAUGUUUAGCUGGUCACUUCCAAGUCUUCAUCUUAAUGUUACUGUCACCUUCUUCAGUGUAGCCUGCAGCUUCCCUUACUGCUUCAAGAGACUUUCAGCCUCUUUGCCAAGCCUUAUUUAUUAUGAGCUAUGUCCUAACUGUCCAAGUGACUUACAAGAUCUUUCUACUAAAAAAGCAAACACUGCCACACAAGUAAGCUGCCUUUUCUCAGCCUGCCCACUGCCCCUUUAUUAGGUAGAGGAAUAAGGGAGGUAAUACAGAGGUCUGCUGAGUGGGGAAAACCCAAAUCAGAACAAGCUAAAGUUUUGUAUCAUUCACUGUAAGACAGCAGACAUUUCUGUUCCUAAAGACUCUGAAUGUAAACUAGCAUGUUAGAAAGCAAACCAUACCCUCCACUGAAAACAGUGAAUACCUUAUGCCUUAAUAUAUUUAUUAAAGUACUUCAUGAAAACUUUAUACUUUAUAGAUUAAACAUGAGGAUAAAAUGAUAAA